AUGGAAGCCCCCCGCUUCGUGCUGGAGCCCCCAUCAACGCUGUCCUUCACCAACUCCUCGGGGGCGGAGCUGAGCUGCAUCGCCACGGGGAGCCCGUCGCCGCGACUCAGAUGGCUGGGGAGGGAUGGACAUCCGGUUCUUGGCAUUCCGGGGAUCCUGAAGGUAUUGGAGAACGGGACGAUGCUCCUCCACCCUUUCUCGGCGGAGCAGUUCCGCGCGGAGAUCCACCGCGGGACCUUCCAGUGCAGUGCCUCCAACCCCGCCGGCACGGUCCUCAGCAGGGAAACGCGGCUCAGAGCCGUGGUCCACCACCCAUACGAAGUUCGGGUGGGUGACGAAUCCGUGACGGUGGGCAACACCGCCGUCUUCCGCUGCCUCCUCCCGUCGUACGUGGAGGAUGACGUCACCGUCACUUCGUGGUUCCUGGGAUCGAAACACAACAUCUACCCUCAGGAGGAGGGAGGAGGCGAGAAGUAUCACAUGCUGCCGUCGGGGGAGCUGCUGAUCCACGAAGUGACGAAGGAAGACAACGGGACGUGGGUGGGUUGCAGGACGGCCUCGAAAUUGGAAGGCCAUUCCGUGUCGGCUUCGACCAUGGCACGGUUGCUCGUUAGAGAGGAGGCGAGGCCGAUCCCUCCGAGAUUGGUUCACCUGCCGAGGCAGGUAGAGGCGAGGAAGGAUUCAUCUUGUCUGCUGACUUGCGUUGCUCAUGGGAAUCCGCCGCCGCAGGCCAGCGUGAGGAGGAAGUUGGGGAAUUCGGUUUGGGACGUGCCGGUUCGGGAUGGAUUGCUGGUGAAGAGGGUGGAGGAAGCGGAUUCCACGCCGAAUGCGUUCGAGUGCGUGGCGAGGAAUCGACACGGAGAGGCGAGGCAGAGUCUGACCAUCGGGGUGAGGGCGCCGCUGUCGGCGCACGUGCAGCCGAGGAUGCCCGUGGUGGAUCUGAGGGAGAAGGCGACGCUGGUGUGCGGGGUCGUGGGGAUGCCGACGCCGGAGAUCCACUGGGUCAAGGACGGGAGGGCGGUCGGGAGGGCGACGGGGAGGGAGGACGGAGGUCAGCGUCUGCUAAUGGACGACGGAGGGCAGCGUCUGCAGGUGGAAGACGGAGGGAGGAGGCUCGUCGUUCCGAGGAUGAGGGAGGAAGAUGCGGGGGUGUAUCAGUGCUUCCUUAGCAAUGACUGGGACUCGGCGCAGGACUCGGUGCAGCUCGUUCUGGGAGGUAAGGCGUUCAUGCGUGUAAUGAAAUUUUAA
Darwinula stevensoni is the source of this 1248-nucleotide messenger RNA. The record is from the annotation of a GenBank genome assembly. NCBI's taxonomy places the organism in Eukaryota, Metazoa, Arthropoda, Ostracoda, Podocopida, Darwinulidae.